Molecule: messenger RNA, 2118 nt
Organism: Trematomus bernacchii (emerald rockcod)
Lineage: Eukaryota; Metazoa; Chordata; Actinopteri; Perciformes; Nototheniidae
Gene: golt1ba
Product: golgi transport 1Ba
Exons: 5
Coding region: 137-553 (138 amino acids)
Biological process (GO): retrograde transport, endosome to Golgi; endoplasmic reticulum to Golgi vesicle-mediated transport
Cellular component (GO): endoplasmic reticulum; membrane
Source: RefSeq, a predicted model, not a curated record
GAGGGUGUGUUUCCGGAAGACGUGGCUGUUGCUGCAGUAGCAGCUGUCAUCUAAAUUGUUCUCAGAAGAGUACUUGAAUGUUACUUUAAAUAUUAUCUAUUUAUAGUGUAUAUUAACCUGUUUAUUCACCGUCAAGAUGAUUUCGCUAACGGACUCCCAGAAGAUUGGAAUGGGAUUAACAGGCUUCGGCGUUUUUUUCCUCUUCUUCGGGAUGAUCCUGUUUUUUGACAAAGCACUCCUGGCUAUUGGAAAUAUCCUGUUUGUUGCUGGACUUUCCUUUGUCAUCGGGCUGGAGAGGACCUUCCGUUUCUUCUUCCAGAAACAUAAAAUUAAGGCCACCAGCUUCUUCCUGGGUGGUGUGCUGGUGGUUCUGAUCGGCUGGCCCAUCAUCGGAGUGGUGCUGGAGAUCUACGGCUUUUUCCUCUUGUUUAGGGGUUUCUUCCCAGUUAUAGUGGGCUUCAUCAGAAGAAUACCAGUCCUCGGCUCCAUCCUGAACCUUCCCUUCAUCAGCGCAUAUGUGGACAAAGCGGGAGAAAGCAACACCAUGGUAUAACAGACUCUUUGUACCCAGAGAAGGCUAUUUGAGAACAGUAGGUUUUAUAAAGCAUCACAAUCCCAUCAAAUUCCUCCCCCCCCCCCUGCCGCAGCCAAAGACUUUCUGUCUGCAAUUUCCCUUGUCAGUGCUACCAAUCAAAGGUUCAUCAGAGCGUCGCACCACCAGUCUGUUACUAAAGGGUGGAGUUACUAAGGUCACUACAAUAAAUAUUCCAAAAGCUAUUGAUCCUUUCCCUGUUGAGUGCAUCUGGCACGAAAAUGGAAGAUGGAAGACUCCUUCAAAGCACCAUCGACUCUGUCUACAUGACUCUCUUACACUGUGGAAAAAAACUGUCAAACAUACUGAUGUUCCACAAGGACGAGAAUUGGACAUACAGCUUGCCAUGUUGCAACAUUUCUGUGCCUGUGCUUUGACUUUUCUUGGACAAAAGUCCUGCUUCUUGCAGAUUUUCUGUGAUAUUUGGUCUAUUUUUUCUUUUCGCAGCUAUUUAAUUACCAAGUGUGGCUUUUGUUAUAUUUUCCUUUUGUUACAUGUCAUUUCUGAUUACAGUUGGCUAAUGAUUACUUACUUACUUCAUCUAAUGAUCAGUGCUUUACUUCAUCUCUAGUGAGGUGCUUUGGCAUCAUACUAGAAUAUUUUAGAAUCGUAUUGUUACAACUAUUAAAGUCUGGUCACAACAGAAAGAGGCAACACCAUAUUGUAGAUGACACAUGGAAGGUGAAUUUCAUCCAGUUGGUGCUAGAAGCUUUGUGAUGUAGUGAAUACUCAUGAGGCUAGCUAGCAAACUAGCUGUUUAGCUAACGGCUAACCCAAUAACUAGCCAGCUACAUGCUGUCACAAAAGCUAUCGAAGCUAGCCGCUUUGCUAACUGUCAGUAGCAAGCAAGGUCGCUUAGUCAUUAACAGGAUAAUACUCAGAGUUCAGUUUAUUUAAGAAACAUUUGUGUAGCAACCUCUCCUGUCUCAUUACUGUCAACACACCAUUGAUGUUUAAAGAGUAGUCUUCAUCCCAGAAGAGCAGGGUUGUAUGAAAGUCAAAUUCUGUCAAACUUGAUAUUUUUUAAAUGUUUGCAGACUAAAUGUUUCAGGUCAAUUUCAACUUGGGUCUUGGUAAAAACCAAAACCAAAUGUAUCCCAUAAUGGAUUAACACUUAAAAACUGGUAUGAUCCUGGUAGAUCUCUUUAAGAGUUCACACAUUAAACUCAUCACUGAAUGUAUAUAAUCAAACUCUUUUACAACCUGGGAACUUCCAUUCUGAGGCAACUUUACGUGCUUGUGAACCUACAGACCUUUUAUAUCUAAAUGUUAUCAUCAGGUCUUAGAGAACCCCUUUGGGGGUCGAGUCCUAUCCACAUUCAUUUGCUUCUUUUGUUUUUUUAAAACAAAUUCUUCAACAUUGCAGACAUCAGCCACCACAACCCAGGAGCUGAAUAAAUGGACUAUUUAACUGUGGGUUUUUCUGUUGGGAGCAUCCAAAUUGAAGUUACAUGUGAAAUGACGAUGUAUGUAUGGCACUUUUGUUGUAAAUAUACUAUGGAAGUAAGCUUUCUAUCUGCCAUCAA